AUGGACCCGGCGGCGUGCCUCCAGCUGCUGACCCAGCGCGCGUGCCGCCCCUUUGCAAGCGCAAAGGAGGACUCGCUUCUGCGCGUUCCGCCCGACGCCGCUCCGCCGGCGCCGCAGCUGUCGCUCGACGAGGCGGCCAGCGCCGGCGAGCUGGUGCGGUUGGUGCUGCAGCAGCAGGAGCGGCGGGUGCUCGAGUACCGCCGCUUCGAGGAGGGCUUUGCGCGCUUCCUCGCUGCGCCCGACGCCGAGGGCUACCCCGCCCUCGUCGCCGACGCGACUGCCGCCUUUGCGACCAUUUCGGCCUGCGUGCGGGAGGCGGCGGCGAGGCUGGCGGCGACAAUGGCGGCGGGCGACAAUGGCGGCGGCUCGGGUGGUGACGGCGGCUCGGGCAGCGGCGGCAGCGGCGGCGGCGGCGGCGGCGGCGGCGGCGGCGGCGGCGGCGGCGGCGGCGGCGGCGGCGGCGGCGGCGGCGGCGGCGGCGGCGGCGAAGCCCUCGCUGCAAUUGUGCUGCGGCUGCAGCAGCUCGAGAAGGAGAAGCUGUCGCUCACUGCGCAGCUGCAGAUCACGAGGCAUGGCAUCGAGGCGCGGGCGGCCGGAGCGCUCGGCCGCCGUCAGGUGGACCGCCUGCGGGCGAGAGAGGCGGCCAUCGACGCGGAUGCAGUCGCGGACGCGAUCUUGGACGAGGGCGGCGAACCAUUCGGCGACUGCGGCGCUGCUGCUGCGGCUAGCCGCGUGGCGGCGCUGCGGCGCGAGGCGCGGACGCCACCUCCCGGGCGUGCGAGCGGGCGGGCGCGUCCUUGA
This is a messenger RNA of Emiliania huxleyi CCMP1516, 801 nucleotides long. RefSeq lists its product as hypothetical. Lineage: Eukaryota; Haptophyta; Isochrysidales; Noelaerhabdaceae. The coding region runs from base 1 to 801 and encodes 266 amino acids. The transcript has 2 exons. The record is from RefSeq and is a predicted model, not a curated record.